AAAUCAGACCUCAAAAUUGCGCUUUUUCCGGGACAAUCGCGACGACUCCCGAUUCCACACUGAGUGUAGGACUUGGAAGUCGUUUGGAGGGGGAUUUGGACCCGGGUAUUCUCAGUGCGCAUGCGCGCGUCCGUGCCCACCAAUCAGGGGAGAGGUUGCUGUGCCCAGGCGGAAGUGCUAGAAGCGGAGGAAAGGGAGGUGCGGGGCGGCCGCAUCACGCGCUCGCUACGCGGGGAGCAGGAAGAAGCCGGAAGAAGGGGCAGCCAAUCGUCGCUCGAGCAGGUCUCCGGGCUGGCCAAUCCAGGAUCGCCUCGCGUACACUGUCUCGCGACGAGGGCGGUUCGCUAUCAAGGUUGGGUGCAUUGGGCGCUGGCCCGGUAUAAAAGACUCCGCCCGAGCGGGCUGCCGCCAUUCUGGGGUUCGUUUAGAGGUUGAAUUUUACUCCGAGAAAGGCCGGCCACCAGGAAAACAAACAAGCCGCAGCACCAUCUAAGCCCUUGAAAGGAUUCCGAGGGGGGAAAGGGAAAACAGCAGCCACCAGCCCAGCCACUUGUGUCUUCUGCCCCUCCCCACCUGUCUUGCCCACCCCACCAGCCCACGCUGCUUGGGACUUGCACUCUGUGGCCGAAGGACCGUCACCACAUAACUUCAAAAAUAAUCCACCCACCCUCUCCCUGCCCAAAGCCACCCAAUCUCACUCAUCUAAGCGUUCCUUUUUGGACUCCACUCAGAUUUUUUUUUUCUACGACCCCCCCUCCCUAAAUGGAGUUGGGUGGGGGGAGAAUGAAAACUCAGUUGGCCUUUCCUUUUUAAAGAGACUUUUUGAGCCAAUGAGGCCCCCCAAGUAAUUUGAGUUUUGGGUCCUGGUUGGUUGGUUAAUUUUUUUUCCCUCCAAAAUUUUAAGCCCUCCCCCCCCUGAGCCCGAGGUGCUGACGUCGCAAAAAAAUUGGAUAAAACCACCAUCAUGGGUUCAGGUCCCAUAGACCCCAAAGAACUUCUCAAGGGCCUGGACAGCUUCCUUACUCGAGAUGGGGAAGUGAAGAGUGUGGAGGGGAUUGCCAAGAUCUUCAGCCUGAUGAAGGAAGCACGGAAGAUGGUAAGUCGGUGCACGUACUUGAACAUUGUGCUGCAGACCCGCGCACCGGAAGUGCUGGUCAAGUUUAUUGAUGUAGGUGGCUACAAGCUUCUGAACAACUGGCUGACAUAUUCAAAGACAACCAACAACAUUCCUCUCCUGCAGCAGAUCCUGCUGACCCUGCAGCACCUCCCACUCACUGUGGACCAUCUCAAGCAGAACAACACAGCCAAACUGGUGAAGCAGCUGAGCAAGUCCAGUGAGGAUGAAGAGCUCCGAAAACUGGCCUCGGUUCUUGUCAGCGACUGGAUGGCCGUCAUCCGCUCCCAAAGCAGCACCCAGCCCGCAGAGAAAGAUAAGAAGAAGAGGAAAGAAGAGGGGAAAAGUCGAACCCCCCUUCCUGAGCGACCAGUAACUGAAGGGAAGGCUGAGCCCCGGGCUGAGGAGGCCCCAGAGAAGAAGAAAGAGAAGCCCAAGUCACUUCGAACCACAGCACCCAGUCAUGCCAAGUUCCGUUCCACUGGACUAGAGCUGGACACCCCAUCGUUGGUGCCCGUGAAGAAGAACGCCAGCACUGUGGUGGUGUCGGACAAGUACAACCUGAAGCCCAUCCCCCUCAAGCGGCAGAGCACCACAGCUGCUCCCGGAGAUGCUGCGCCACCCGCAGAGAAGAAGUACAAGCCCCUCAACACCACCCCCAAUGCCACCAAAGAGAUCAAAGUGAAGAUCAUCCCCCCACAGCCUAUGGAGGGUCUGGGUUUUCUGGAUGCUCUCAAUUCAGCCCCUGUCCCAGGCAUCAAAAUUAAGAAGAAGAAGAAGGUUCUGUCACCUACUGCUGCCAAGCCCAGCCCUUUUGAAGGGAAAACAAGCACUGAACCGAGCAUGGCCAAACCUUCUUCCCCAGAGCCAGCACCUCCUUCUGAGCCUAUGGACGCAGACCGUCCAGGCACCCCGGUGCCUCCUGUUGAAGUCCCAGAGCUCAUGGAUACAGCCUCUUCAGAGCCAGGAGCUCUGGACACAAAGCCUGUGGAGAGCCCUGGAGAUCCCAGCCAGCUGACCCGGAAGGGUAAGAAGAGGAAAACUGUGACGUGGCCUGAGGAGGGCAAGCUGCGCGAGUACUUCUACUUUGAACUGGAUGAAACUGAACGAGUGAAUGUGAAUAAGAUCAAGGACUUUGGUGAAGCCGCUAAGCGUGAGAUACUGUCAGACCGACAUGCAUUUGAGACAGCCCGGCGACUAAGCCAUGACAACAUGGAGGAGAAGGUGCCCUGGGUGUGUCCCCGGCCUCUGGUCCUGCCAUCACCUCUAGUCACCCCUGGAAGCAACAGCCAAGAACGAUACAUCCAGGCUGAGCGGGAGAAAGGGAUCCUUCAGGAGCUUUUCCUGAACAAGGAAAGUCCUCACGAGCCUGACCCUGAACCCUACGAGCCCAUACCCCCGAAACUCAUCCCCCUAGAUGAGGAGUGUGCCAUGGAUGAGGCACCUUAUGUUGAGACCCUGGAGCCUGGAGGGGCUGGUGGCUCACCUGACGGGGCAGGAGGCUCCAAGCUGCCUCCAGUACUGGCCAAUCUUAUGGGAAGCAUGGGAGCUGGGAAGAGCCCCCAGGGCCCUGGAGGAGGAGGCAUCAACGUGCAGGAGAUCCUGACCUCCAUCAUGGGCAGUCCGAAUAGCCACCCUUCAGAGGAGUUGCUGAAACAGCCCGACUACUCAGACAAGCUCAAGCAGAUGCUGGUGCCGCAUGGACUCCUAGGUCCUGGUCCAGUAGCCAAUGGCUUCCCACCAGGAGGCCCCGGGGGCCCCAAGGGCAUGCAGCACUUCCCCCCUGGGCCUGGAGGACCCAUGCCAGGUCCCCAUGGAGGCCCUGGUGGACCAGUAGGUCCACGUCUCCUGGGUCCCCCACCCCCUCCUCGAGGGGGUGGUGAUCCCUUCUGGGAUGGCCCAGGUGACCCCAUGAGGAGUGGCCCAAUGCGAGGGGGUCCGGGCCCUGGACCUGGACCAUAUCACAGAGGCCGAGGUGGUCGGGGAGGAAAUGAGCCACCACCCCCUCCAUUCCGAGGAGCCAGAGGAGGUCGCUCUGGAGGAGGGCCCCCAAAUGGACGAGGGGGCCCUGGUGGAGGCAUGGUUGGAGGUGGUGGGCAUCGCCCUCAUGAUGGACCUGGUGGAGGCAUGGGCAGCGGCAGUGGACAUCGCCCCCACGAAGGUCCUGGUGGAGGGAUGGGCAGUGGACAUCGCCCUCAUGAAGGCCCAGGAGGAGGAAUGGGCUCUGGUGGUGGACAUCGUCCCCAUGAAGGUCCCGGUGGGGGAAUGGGCAGUGGACAUCGCCCCCAUGAAGGCCCUGGUGGAAGUGGUGGACAUCGUUCCCAUGAAGGCCCUGGACAUGGGGGACCCCAUGGCCACCGACCACAUGAUGGCCCCAGUCAUCGAGGCCAUGAUCACCGCGGACCGCCACCUCACGAGCACCGUGGCCAUGAUGGCCAUGGGGGAGGGGGCCACCGAGGGCACGAUGGAGGCCAUAGUCAUGGAGGAGACAUGUCAAAACGCCCUGUCUGCCGACAUUUCAUGAUGAAGGGCAACUGCCGCUAUGAGAACAACUGUGCCUUCUACCACCCGGGGGUCAACGGGCCUCCGCUGCCCUAGGGACCGCCCGCCUGCUCGCCUGCACCCUUGGGCUUGCAGCCUUCCUCCUUCCACUUAUGGCUUCUGUGAGGCCCGUUUCCCCUUUUCCCCAGCUGAUGAGGAGUUCGGCCCCCUUAGACCCACCUGGUUGGGUCCCUGGGGGUUUCUGAUCACUGGUGCGCAUUGAUGUACAUACUUCCCUCCAGUCUGGGGAGGAGACUGGACACACUCUACAGUGCUGGACUGCUGAGGAGAUGCUGGCUUCACUUUGUGAGGAGAUUUGCCCUGUGCCCCCAACCCCUUCAGUAUUAGCCCUGGUGCCUGAGAACCUAAAGCUGUCACCUGGGGACCUUGCUCUCCAUAUGCACAGGGGUCAGACUGGGUCAGCUGCACUUUGGAAACCGUCCAAGCCAAGUUCCUUAACCCCACGGGGUAAGGGGUGGUGAGGGAUACUGCAUAUCCCACUGCACUGAGAGGGCUCAAGCUGGCUGGAAUUGAGUUCUGGAACACACCACCCCCGCUCCUACCCCACUCAAGAAGACUGAAGCUGUUAGCACCCAGUCACUGUGGGCCUGCUAGGUUCAGUGACAGUACAUUGUGUCUGUAACCAGAGGAAGUUUAGCUGGCAGACAUGAGGCCUGUAGUGUUAGUCCACCGUGGUCUACAGCCAUUCUAGACACUUCAUUAAACACUUCAGUGAGACCAGCUUUUCAUCAACUUAAGCCCAGUGCACAGGGCCCAACAUCACACUACAUGCACUGCCUUUGGGAGUUGGCUUGCCCCUUCCCGCACAUGGAACCCUGUCAGUGUGAGGCUUCCGGCCACUCACCCUGUCAGCCUCUUGGACCCACCUCCCUGCUUCCUGGGCAGACUGAGCAGGAUGCCCUUUCCCAGUCUGCUCCCUCACCUGUCUUGGCAUCAGUUGUUUUCUAUGAAAACAGUGGGUUGGUUUUGUGCAGGGUCUUGGGUUAGAACCACAAUGGAUUUGAGGAUGAGUUUUUUUCUUUUGGUUUUGUAUAUUUUGUACAUUAAUAAUAAACAGUGGAGAGAGAAGCAGCUUAUUUAA
Molecule: messenger RNA, 4757 nt
Organism: Nannospalax galili (Upper Galilee mountains blind mole rat)
Lineage: Eukaryota; Metazoa; Chordata; Mammalia; Rodentia; Spalacidae
Gene: Ppp1r10
Product: protein phosphatase 1 regulatory subunit 10
Exons: 20
Coding region: 965-3712 (915 amino acids)
Cellular component (GO): nucleus
Molecular function (GO): metal ion binding
Source: RefSeq, a predicted model, not a curated record